Molecule: messenger RNA, 1991 nt
Organism: Prosopis cineraria
Lineage: Eukaryota; Viridiplantae; Streptophyta; Magnoliopsida; Fabales; Fabaceae
Product: alpha-L-arabinofuranosidase 1-like
Exons: 13
Coding region: 1-1929 (642 amino acids)
Biological process (GO): L-arabinose metabolic process
Molecular function (GO): alpha-L-arabinofuranosidase activity
Source: RefSeq, a predicted model, not a curated record
AUGGCAUUUUCUAAGGUUCUAUCUGCAGCUCUUUUGUUCUCUUUAUUUUUCUUUGCUUUUCAAGCUUUUGGUGAUGACUUUCAAAGUCCCACCCCUUCACUGAUUGUGAAUGCCAAGUUUGGAAGAAAAAUUCCUGAAACUUUCUUCGGAAUAUUUUUUGAGGAAAUUAACCAUGCUGGAGCUGGAGGAUUAUGGGCUGAGCUUGUUGAUAACAGAGGUUUUGAAGCUGGAGGUUCUCAAGUUCCUUCAACCAUCUUUCCAUGGUCUGUUAUUGGUGAUGAAUCAACUAUUCUUGUGGCUACGGAGCGUUCAUCUCCUUUUCCUCGCAAUGAAAUUGCUGUGAAAUUAGAUGUUUUUAAUAGUACUUCAAUACCUGUUGGUAUUUCUAACCCUGGUUUUUGGGGCAUGAAUAUUGAGCAAGGGAAAAAAUAUAAAGUGGCUUUUUAUGUGCGAUCAGCAAAACCAAUUGAUCUGAAAGUCUCAUUUGUGGGAGCAGAUGGAAGAGACCUAGCUUCUAAACACAUUAGAAAAUAUGUUCCAAAGUGGAAGAAGGUAGAGUUUGUUCUUGAAGCCAAGGCAUCGGAUUUUAAUUCAAGUCUUCAGAUAACAACAACCAAACAGGGAACAUUUUGGUUAGAUCAAGUUUCAGCUAUGCCUCUAGACACACACAAGGGACAUGGUUUUCGGAAGGAUCUUUAUCAAAUGAUUGCAGAUUUGAAACCGCGAUUUCUUAGAUUUCCAGGUGGCUGUUAUGUUGAAGGAGAUUAUUUGAGGAAUGCAUUUAGGUGGAAAGAUUCCGUUGGACCGUGGGAGAAAAGACCAGGUCACUUUAAUGAUAUGUGGGGUUAUUGGACCGAUGAUGGCUUUGGCUAUUUAGAAUUUCUUCAACUUGCAGAAGAUCUUAAUGCACUCCCAAUAUGGGUGUUCAACAAUGGUAUAAGUCAUCAUGAUCAAGUCAAUACGUCUGACAUUGCUCCUUUUGUGCAAGAAGCUUUAGAUGGAAUUGAGUUUGCAAGAGGUCCUAUCUCAACAAAGUGGGGCAAAUUAAGAGCUGAGCUUGGGCAUCCUGAGCCUUUUGAUUUACGUUAUGUGGCUAUUGGAAAUGAGGAUUGUGACAAGUAUAACUAUUUGGGAAACUAUCUCAAGUUUUACGAGGCCAUCAAGCAUCACUAUCCAGAUAUAAAAACCAUCUCAAACUGUGAUGCUACUAAAAAACCUUUGGAAAUGCCAGCUGAUUUUUAUGACUUCCACAUUUAUACAAAUUCCAAGGAUAUCUUCUCCAAGUAUAACAUGUUUGAUUAUCAAAAUCGUACUGGUCCAAAGGCUUUUGUUAGUGAAUAUGCAGUUUGGCAAGAAGAUGCUGGCAAUGGAACCCUUCUGUCAGCUUUAGGUGAAGCUGGUUUCCUAAUGGGUUUAGAAAAGAACAGUGAUCUAAUUGAAAUGGUUAGUUAUGCGCCACUAUUUAUAAAUGCUAAUGACCAUGCUAAUGAGAAGCGGUGGCUACCAGAUGCAAUCGUGUUUGAUUCUUAUCGACAUUAUGGCAUUCCAAGCUAUUGGCUGCAACAUUUAUUUGUCAAGUCAAGUGGAGCAAUAUAUCUUGACUCAGUACUUGAAGCUCCAUCAUCAGUUGUUGCAUCUGCAAUUAGCUGGCAAGAUGAAGAGACUAAGAAGGAUUAUUUGAGAAUCAAGGUUGUGAACUUUAAUGAUAACUCAACGUCUCUUAAUAUUAAAAUCAAUGGUUUGGAUGAGAAUGUUGAUUUCACUGACUCAACAAAGAUUGUACUCACUUCGGCUAAUGUCAUGGAUGAGAAUAGCUUCAAUGAGCCUAGAAAGAUUGUACCAACAAUGAGUCCUCUUGAUAAUCCCGGCAAGGAGAUGCUUGUUACACUUCCAGCAAAUUCAAUUACAGCUUUUGAUUUGCCAAAGUAAUAUGGGAGAGAGUGAAAAUGUUUUUAUUCCUUUAAAUAAAUAAAUUUAGGCAUGGAUAUAUU